This is a messenger RNA of Paracoccidioides brasiliensis Pb18, 1842 nucleotides long. RefSeq lists its product as uncharacterized. The transcript is spliced from 3 exons. The coding region runs from base 1 to 1842 and encodes 613 amino acids. The record is from RefSeq and is a predicted model, not a curated record.
AUGACGCUACCCAAGCUUCCGUAUUUGAGAAAGGGGCAGGAGGUUGCUUCGCUCCGCUUCUAUAUCCAUGGCCCCUCGUUGGCAUAUCUUGUGGCCAUUAAAAUCCGUCGGGGGAUGGAUAACCAAACACCGAACGAUGUUCCUUCUGCAGCUCCUCCACCGGGGCGCUGCGUUGCUGAUUCAAGGCAGGCUGCGUCUCCUGUCGCUACUGCCCACGUCCCCGAUUCCCUCCCCCAAUGCCACCUGUGGUGUGUGUCUCUGCACAACCGCCCGCUGGGUUCCAGUUCCUCUUCGACAGCGAUAAGCUUCUGUAUUUCAGAAUCGGCGUCUAGUCACUGGUGUGUUCUCGGAGGAAUUUCGUUGGCGAUGGGCUCUCGGCCAGGCUCGAUUGACCAACACCUGGAUCGCCAGAAUCAGGGUCAGUCGGAGGCGGAUUAUGCAGGCCUCCGUUCUUCUCCACCCGACGAGGGGGUUGUCGACGCCACUCUCCUGCAAGCAUUGCGGAAAACUUCACCCAACACAAGCCGAAAAAGGAUAUCCCAAACAGUUCUAACAAGGCCACUUCCAUUCCGUGACUAUUCAGCGCGUAUGAAGGAAAUCUCAGGCAGCCAUACGCCAAGAUCACCGCAACUUCCCCACAUUUCAAGAGUAUCAAAAUUAAACCUGCGGCGAAAUCAACAGAGCUCGCAGCAGUUAGUCUUUAAAAAGACCAAUACCCAGCAGAGCCCUGGAGCCCAGUCGGAAGAGAACCAUUUUCAAUUUUCAGAUCAACUAUCCUCUCCUCUAUUGCUUGUGCCUGAAGUUUCUCCAAAUGGAACGCGCUGGACAACAGUACCCAUGGCGGAUGAGCCCAUCAGCAGUGGUUUCAAUUCCCCAUCAUUUCCCAAUCCGACAACCGCCCCAAGAGCAGCCAAUUCACAAUUCCUAAGCCGAUACAAGGCGGGAAAAGCAGUGCCUCUGCGUACCCCUGAGGCAAGAAGCUCUCCUCUGAACUUGAACGAAGCAAAACUUACUCGAUGCUUCCAAAACACCUCACUUUCUGACGUUCAAUGCUGGCUCGAUGGAUUAAACGUCGAAUCUCCCAGCGAGUUAUACGAAUCUGAUGAUUCUCCAUCUGUAAGCAGGAUGAGACGGGAAGUGUACAAUUCCGACUGCAAUCUUCCGCAGUCACAGGUGCUCAACGUGCAUCACUCUAGCCCUCGUGUUGGAAGCGGUAAAGAAAACAUGUCGCCCUCGUCAUCCGCCUUUGCUGCGGGGUCCAAGUUAUCACCACCAUUACACACCAGGGAUGAAGAAUAUGACGCUCCGGAUUCGGUAGCGUCUUCUACUUCCCCCUCCCUUCGGGAACACAGAUCGAAACUCCCCGUCCCAUCGACCCCAGUUCUCGUUCGCAAGACGCAAAAAUGCUUCACAUCCCCGAGGGCUUAUAUACGUGGGCGCAUCUCACCCACUCUCCCACGAGGCCACUACGUGCUUCCGCCCCGACGAAAGAAAGUGAGGUCGUCUUCGAACUCAGCGUGUCCGCUGUCGUCUUCGGCCUAUGACCCCAUGCAGCCAUUCGAGAUUGCAGAAGACGAAGAUGCAGACAUUCCUGCAAAACCCCCCACUGGUUCGUCUUGCCCCCGGAAAGAAACUUGGAUGGGGUUGCGUGAGUUAAGCCCCCAUGUCACACCGUUUCGUAAGGGCCAGGGACCAAAAAGAUCCAGAUGCUCUAGCUACUACGAUGAAGACAUCCUCCUGGAGACAAAGACGGAAGGAGAAACGUUGGCAUCUUCGAAACUACCAGUCAUGGGAAAUGGCCGUCGGAUUCCCAUCGGGCAUUCAAUGAACAUGGGGGAAUAA